Messenger RNA from Sabethes cyaneus, 4453 nucleotides. It is a transcript of the gene mus101, whose product is annotated as DNA topoisomerase 2-binding protein 1-A. The transcript has 6 exons. The record is from RefSeq and is a predicted model, not a curated record. Gene Ontology annotation, biological process: mitotic DNA replication checkpoint signaling; mitotic G2 DNA damage checkpoint signaling; DNA replication initiation. NCBI's taxonomy places the organism in Eukaryota, Metazoa, Arthropoda, Insecta, Diptera, Culicidae. The coding region runs from base 23 to 4384 and encodes 1453 amino acids.
CUAUUUGUCAAAGAAAAAGAAUAUGAGUUCUAUUUCCGAGCAGCAGUUACAAAAAUUUCUUUUUAUUAUCGAAGAUAAUAAAGAGAUUGAGGAUGCCUCGGAAGAUAUGCAAAUGGCCUACUCAACAAUUCGUGACCAUGGCCAGGAAAAACUCGUCACCUGGUUAAGCGAAAGCGAAUGUCUUCAUCUUCAGCCGGACCAGCUGACGAAGAAACACGUAACCGUGUUUGAGCGCUUUGACGGAGAGGCAUACGAGCACAUCCGGACAACAAAUGCUUGCGUGAUUGGGCCACGCUGCUUGAUAAGCUGUUUCAACGACGACCAGACGAUUCCGUGCGGAAAACAACCUGUCCUCACGACGGCCAUGCGCAAUCUAACCGUGAGCACAUCUGGAUUAAAAGUUGAGGAGAAAACUCGGCUUAGCCAAAUGGUGUUUCAAAUGGGUGGAUGCUAUCUGGAAAUUUUGACAGCCGCUUGUACUCACCUGAUUGCGGGCACCGUAAAGUCGGUGAAAUACGAAAAGGCUGCUGAAAUUAAGAUGCGAAUCAUGCAUCCCGAUUGGGUGCAGGACGUCUGGGAGCAGAGUCAGUGCAAAAUGAUCAGCGCGACAGAUCCGGCGUUCGAUAAACAUGCCCUUCCUGUGUUUUACUCGCUGACUAUCACGUCAACUGGGUUGACGAACCAAAAGCGCAAUCAAGUUAAGCAACUGAUUGAGGAAAAUGGUGGCCGCUACAUUGGGGCGUUCAAAUCGGAACAUACUGAUAUUUUGAUUUUGGACAAGAGCAGUGUGGGCUCGGCAAAGUUUCAAGCAGCCGUGCGUUGCAAAAAGGAAUGUUUAACACCGGCGUGGGUUAUAGACAGUGUCCAGAAGGGGUAUGCUCUUCCGAUUGCCAACUAUGAAGUGAGACGCAUCAAAUCGUCCACACCGACGAAGGACGAUCCUGGGUUGAUUUCCAGCAUAGACUUCAAUCCGGACGGCACGCAACUGUCGAUGAUCAGUCAUCAGAACAGCCGGAAUUUAACUAUCAACGAAAGUGUGGCAAGUACGACCUCCGCUGCUUCGGCCGUCUCAAGGGUAUUGUCCCGUGAAACGAUGGGCGGUGCAAAUCAACGAAAAGCCUACCGUGAAAUGCUGGACCAAAUUACGUUGCCACAGGCCAAGAAGUCGGGCCCGUUUUUGGAUGGUUGUAACAUAUAUUUAAGCGGUUUCACUACAGAAGAAAAGGACAAAUUGAACAAAAUCCUCAACAGCGGCGGAGCCAUACGGUUCGACGAGAUAAGUGACCGCGUUAGCCACGUUAUUGUGGGCGAGCAAGUGUCGGCCGAUUUUCGAGAAAUUCGGGAACAGCAAAUAAGUCCACACAUUUUGACCUUGGAAUGGAUUCAAAAGUCUCUAACCCUGCGAAUGCCUGCCCCCGAAGAUGACGAACUGCUAAUGUUCAAACCGAAUCUUAAAGAUGCCAUUGUGGAAAAGGGUCCGGAACCUCCCUCGCCGGCAAGCAAAAAAAAUCUAGAAUCAAUGAACAGUACAUUCAAACGACCGGAAGCGCCUCCCAAGUUCCGCCUAGAUGAACCCAAACCAGGACCAAGUCGAGAGCGCGGCAAGGAAGACGAGGUUCUGCUGCAGUACAUGCAAAAAAAUACUUCCGUUCAGUUACCACCGGUGGAGACAAAAAAGAGCGCACCAGCGCCGGCUGCCGAUUCCGUCACCUCACAGAAUUCGGAACUGGAUUCGCAGUACAGUGAUUUUAUGUCCACGAAAACCCUGUUUGUGUAUGGGUUUUCCGACGAGGACGCAAUGCAGAUCGUAACCGAUUGCGAGAACUGCGGUGGGACGAUCGUAGAUGAACACUACACCGACGUGGCCGAUUACAUCGUUCUGCCAACUAGUUGCAUAGGAGAGAUCGACUUUAAGGUGCGCGGCAGGGAAACUGUUAACUGCAUUUGGCUGGAGACCUGCAUUCAGGACGGUGUCUGCUAUCCCCUCCAAUACUACUUCGAACCCAUCUUCUAUGCAGAGGACGAUCCGAGACCGCUGGAGGGGGAAAUACUAGUUAUUAGUACGUACUCGGGGGCUGAGCGGAACUAUUUGAUUGCGUUGGGUGGAAUUCUGGGUGCUAAAGUUGAGGAUCGCCUGGUCCGGAAGGCGGCUCCGAUAGUGAUCUGUAAGGAACCGUCCGGCGCCAAAUACGAAGCCGCCAUCAAAUGGGAUCUCACAGUAGUCAACGCUGACUGGUUGCGGGAAUGUCUCAAGCAGAAGCUCCGAGUCAACGAAGAGCCCCAUUUGGUCGGUAAAUCGGUUUGCUCUUCCAAAAACGUUGUGGUUCGUGAACCAGAAAACAGUAAACGGCUUUCUGAUUUGCCGGAAUUCUCCAGGAACGCUUGUCUACCGACAACUUCCACAGACGAUGUAGACAUUGACUCGGUAUUUCUUCCGCCGCCUGCGCCUUCGGCGUCGCUUACAAAGUCUAAAUCGCGUGCAGACGUAACUAAAGAAAACCAUCCUGGAAACUAUAAGUACAUUUCGGUGGACAAAGCAAAAAAUUCAAAAGAAGUCGAAUAUGAAUUCAAACGACUAUCUUCACCUGAGUUACGCAAAAUUACCCACGAAGAAAGGCAGGUUUACUCUCAAGAGAUGGAACAGUACGAAGAGCUGGUACAAACUCAACGCGACCAACGCCAGCCGUUCGACCCCGGGCAUCCAGCAGAUUCUCCAUUGGUAUUAAAACAUCGUCGGUUGUCCGCUCUUGCUGGCAUAAAUUCACCUUCCACGCCGGUGGCCACAACCAGCACCAGCGUUUCGGAGUACGAACAACUCAGCGUAACCCAGCGGGUGAUGGAAUUCGAUACACCGGUGCGCGAGACGCUCUACAAGGUACUGAAAGAAGCGGAAGAAGCCGAGAAAAAAAUCACCCCCCGAACGCGUCGUAGAAACGAGCUAUUGGCUACGCCGAGCACCGGCCAGGAUGGUCAUAUCAAAACACCGACCCUGCCCGAGUGCAUGACCAAGCCGGUCACACCGUACGGGUUCCGUCCGGAUGCCAGCCCGGAAAAUCACCUUUACCACAAGCGAAAGCUUCAGGUAUGGGACCAGUACUACAGACCCAGGGAGCAGGGGAAAGAUCGUCGGAAGAGUACUCCAUUGAGUGAAAUUAAGCGACGCUUUUGGCGGGAGAAUCUCGGUGACGAAUAUGUCGACUACAUCGAGUCCAAAUACUCGUCGACGCAAUUCCAGCCGUUCGAGCAAGAUGAUGAGGAUGAUAAAAAGAAGGAUCAACCUCCCGAAUGUCAGCCAGGCCCAUCGUCUGGCACCAGCAGCAGAAGUAAAGAAGUUUUCAAAGAAAUCACAGCAGAGCCGCUGGACGAAAGUCACAAGUCGGAGGAGAGCAAUCGGAGCAGUGAGAAGCGGUCGCGUGAGGAAUACGAACUAGAUGAUGAUGAAGACGACGAAAUGGCGAACAACUGCGAAACAGGAAAAGGCACACCCGCGGCCAAGCGGAUGAAUCUCGCCGAAGCCGACAACGUUAAGCGAUUGAGUGAUCUAAUCAAUUCCAAUAAAAAUGCCGCCAAGAAGUCGAAGAAAAUUUGCGAGGAGCCGCAGUACUCCGAACUGCCGAGAUUCGAUUCGGAAACGGUAUCAGAAGAUGCCGUUGGGGUGGGAUGGCGUGAUCCAGCCGAACCACAGCGAGCUGCCGCGGGGGGAAAUGGAAUGAUUUACACGGGUACUCCCGUAUUUGCGAUAUCCGGAGUACCUGAGCAGCAACGUUCGGCCCUGAUGGAAAGGAUUAAACAACUAGGAGGUGAACUGUCGGGCAAACCGAACGAGUACGAUCCUGCCUGUACGCAUAUCAUCUGCGGUAAACCAAACCGAGGCGAAAAGAUACUGUCCGGUAUCGCAUCCGGCAAGUGGUUGUUAUGCUCCAAAUACCUCGACGAUAGUUGCAAAGCUGGCUUCUUUUUGAAUGAAGAACAAUACGAAUGGGGUAAUCCGAAGGCGAAAAAUCUACCACCACUGGAAGCGCUGGAGAAACAGGUUUCCAAUGCAGCCUACAUCUGGCGCUGUAAAAUAGCGCAGGAAGCCGGCAAACACGACGGUGUAUUCACCGGUUUCCGCGUCCUACUGUUGGCACCGAAAAAGGAGCAACUCGUACGGUUGGUAAAAUCCGGAGGCGGGUAUGUAAUCACCGUUGGUCCACCGUAUGUUCAUUCCGCGGAAGCAAUGACCGCUACGCACUGCUUCGUGGACAAAAAUAGCCAGCUAAGUUCUCGCGAUCAUAAAGCGCUGGCCGAAGCCGGCAUAGCUGUGAUGUCCAUUAUGUAUCUCAAUGCCUAUCUUACGUCGGAAAAGUUACCGGAUCCGGUCAAGUAUAGGUUGGAGAUUUAGGCUAUCGGUUUAUGAAUUUUACAAACGAAUUGUUGAAUUUAACAAACAUUAACAUUUAUGUUAAACAUA